AUGACGGCGUGUGGGCUCCCCAACUGGUUUACGAGUCUUCCGCUCGACAAAAGCGAGGCCAUCAAGAUCGGCAACCGCCUCUUCUGCAAGCCGAGCAUGCAAGCGCGCAUGGGCUACGCCAGCGUCACGGUGCAGCCCAGCAACAUCAUUCACGUCCGUUCGGCUACCACGGCGAACGAACCGGCGUUCCUCCUUCUUAGCGUGUACACACUCCUCCUCGCCUUGACGCCGCCAUGGCUGCGCUGCGUUGGCCCCAAGGUUUUCGGAGAGAUUGCUAAAAGCGAGCUCCAGCCAGCGGCCACCAAGCGUUUGGAUCCACGCAUGGUAUACGCGCACAGUCGCGGCUCGUGCGUUAGUUGAACAACUUUAUUUCCUUUAUACUAGUCAACAAGUGGUUUUUAAUAUAGGAUAUUGUACAGAG
Saprolegnia parasitica CBS 223.65 is the source of this 421-nucleotide messenger RNA. RefSeq lists its product as hypothetical. The record is from RefSeq and is a predicted model, not a curated record. Bases 1 to 360 code for a protein of 119 amino acids. NCBI's taxonomy places the organism in Eukaryota, Oomycota, Saprolegniomycetes, Saprolegniales, Saprolegniaceae. The transcript has a single exon.